AUCAUUGACUAUAGGAGCGUAUAUUGACGAUGGGAGCUGCACAGAAAGGGACAUUGUCAUUCGUGAGGAGAUAAGAGUGGGUAAUUUUAGUGUGUCCAAUUCGGCAUCGAAGAAGAACUGUUUUAUCAUGGCGGUUUGACAGAGAAAGAGAUGGUGACACAUCAAGACAUUGGUUUAUAUCGUGAAGUUUAUUAAAAACGGCAUUGUCCCAAUUUGCUUUCCAUUCGGAUGAUACGAGUUUAUUUAUAGCUGGUCUAAAAUCACAAGCAGCGCUGUAUUGUGUGUGUCUUCUUUUAUUUCUUGUAUACGUCUGCUUAUUACAAGGAACUGUUGCAUUACAGUGUUAUUCUUGUGACAAAUUUGAUACCAGCGAAGAUUGUAUGAAUAUAACUGACUGCAGAAAUGAUGAGGUGUGCUAUGCUCGUGCUGACGGUACGUCUUCUGGAAAGGUAAAAUACACGGUGGGAUGCACACGUGAUAUGUCUGCACAGAGAGAAGACGCGACAUUUUGUACUAAUAUGUGUUUGGAGAACUUAUGUAACUUAAACCAUUGUAACAUUCCAAUUUCACCAAAGGGAGGUAAAGUCAGGCCUCCUCGUUGCAUGUCCUGUGAACUUAUUAGCAGUCCAGACACCUGUACAAAUCUUGUACAAUGCAAUGAAAACGAGAUAUGUUAUAUUCGUGAAGUUGUGGUCUACGGAAACAAGAGAUUUCGAAUGGGAUGUAUGAGUACAAUUCACUGCACAAGAAGUACUCCGGACUCGAUUAAUCCGGGGAUAAUCGUUGGAAAGCGUUCAAAUGUUGCACACAAUACUUCGACAGCGUGUUCUGUAUGUUGUGACAAAGACAAUUGCAAUACAGUUGCAUGUGAACACCAUACCUCAUCGGUCGGGACCAUCUAUGCACUCCAGAUGUUUGGUGACCCUUCAUGUUUUAACAAAAAUGAAGAUUCUUGUGCUUCAUUUGGAAUGCUUGACACAAAUGCUUGUGUAAAAGUGCCAAAGGUAGAUCAACUUUGUCCAAAAACUUGCGGAUUAUGCGGUCAUUACGGAUGGUCACAAUGGCACGAUUGGUCUGAUUGUUCAAAGACAUGUAGCCAAGGGACAGCGGUAAGGAGAAGGGACUGUCUGUAUCAAGUUCAUGUAGCGCAUGCUCAAAACUGUACAGGCAUAUCAAUAGAGACAAAGACUUGCAGUGACAGGUUAUGCUUACACGAAGGGGUGUGGUCGAAUUGGGGAUCAUGGGGACAGUGUUCAAGUACAUGCUCUUAUGCCACAAAGUCAAGAGUACGUUACUGUUCUGGAAGUGGUCAAAUACAUGGCAACUUGUUUUGUCCUGGUGACCAUUUUGAUAUUUCGCAAUGCAACCUACUGGACUGUCCAGUUUGUCCAUCAUCCAGCUGGGUAUACAAAAGGCCAUCCUGUUAUCUAUUCAUACGUCAAAAAAUGACAUUUGACGCUGCACAGAAAACUUGUCAUGGAAGAAACGCGUCAUUGGUACAUGUUCAAUCAACUGUUGAAAACUCCUUUGUCGUGUCUUAUCUUAAGUCUCAUAAUGAUUCUGACACCGGCUGGUGGUUGGGUAUGACGGAUUCUGUUACUGAGGGAAACUGGGAAUGGUCAGACUUAAACCAAAAAGUCAACUUUACGUUCUGGAAUGAUAAACAGCCCGACAAUGAUGGUGCUUAUGGUGCUGAAAACUGUGCCGUAUUCCUUGCAGAGUUUCAGUAUAAAUGGAACGAUAUUGCCUGUAACAGGACGUACAACGUCAUUUGUAAAAGAACAUAGUUAGAAUGCAUUUCCUAUUUUCCGACUAGGAUCAAGGCCUUUCGAACAUCGUAGAAUUCAUACUUACAAAAUUUGCGUCAUAUAUUUCAAUAUUUAUAGACUUAAAUGGAAAAAAUGAUGUUAACUGUUGAGACCAGUUAAAUGUUAUCUGUGAAAUAUAGAUUAUGUUAUAAGAAAUAAAGGAUUAUUCAAUGUAUAA
Ruditapes philippinarum (Manila clam) is the source of this 1986-nucleotide messenger RNA. RefSeq names its product SCO-spondin-like. The transcript has 16 exons. Gene Ontology annotation, molecular function: signaling receptor activity. Lineage: Eukaryota; Metazoa; Mollusca; Bivalvia; Venerida; Veneridae. The record is from RefSeq and is a predicted model, not a curated record. The coding region runs from base 381 to 1787 and encodes 468 amino acids.